AUGUGCAGGCGACGCUCGGACAUAAACCCUCCGCCGUGCAACCUGGCCCUGAGGAACCUGUGCGAGGGCUUCAUCCAGGAGAGGGACUUCCUGGCGUCGGUGGUGGUGGAGGAGCAGUGCAGUGCCCACGCAGAGAGACUCAGCUACUUCUGCCUGGCGGACAGAGAGCCAGUGUGCUCAGUGUGCCUCACGUCUCGCAAACACAGAAAGCACAAGUGCUGUCCAAGCGAGGAGGCCGCCUCUGGUUACAGAGAGCAGCUAAAGACUUCACAGAGUGACUUUCAACAAACCUUAAGAGAACUUCAUGACCGAAAACACCAUUAUAAACAAGUCAAAAAGCAAAUAAAGUGCCAGGUGCACACCACAGGUCUGCAGAUUACAAAAGAGUUUGAGAAGCUCCAUCGGUUUUUAAAGGAUGAGGAGAACGCCAGGAUGGCUGCUCUGGAAGAAGAAGCGAGGAAGAAGGAGGCUGCCGCCCACAAGACGAUUGAGGAGAUCAGAGGCAUGAUAUCUACUCUUGAGAACACAGUCAAAGACAUAGAGGGAGCACUGGGUUCAUCAGAUAUAUUGUUCUUACAGAACAUUAAGGGUACCAUGCGGAGAGUCGACAUUGCACCAGUGGCACCAGAGAAGCUCUCGGGAUCUCUGGUGGACGUGGCACUGCAUCUGGGCAAUCUGAAAAUGGGAGUCUGGAAGAAUAUGUGGAAAACUGUUGAGUACAGCCCUGUGAUCCUGGAUCCCAACACAUGCCAGGCCAAGCUGUCCUUGUCAGAGGACCUCACCAGUGUGGUCAACAGCAGGGAGAAACAGCGCGUCCCCUUCAACCCUGAGAGGUUCAUCUACUAUAGUGUUUCUCCAUAGAAUCGCCAAAAAGUCACAGUUGUAGUGUAGAGCACAGAGUAGUUGCUGGAACAAACAGAAGAUAACUGAAGGGAAAUGAUAAAGAUCCGCACUUUGAUGAAGGACUGAGCGUCCGUUUGGUAACAUAAAGAAUGUUGUGGACCUUUAUCAUCUCCCUUCAAGUCAGAUCGCCAUGUUUACCAGACAUAAUGCGGCCAUCAGUUGGUGACAGUAUGACGCAUUAUCCUGUAGGUGGCGUAUGACACAUGUUAUGAUACAGGGACAAGAUAGCGGCGCCCAGGGUUGGGCAACACCAACAUGCUGAAUACGCCGUCUAGUUUUCACAUGG
Messenger RNA from Engraulis encrasicolus (European anchovy), 1189 nucleotides. RefSeq names its product E3 ubiquitin-protein ligase TRIM35-like. Gene Ontology annotation, cellular component: cytoplasm. NCBI's taxonomy places the organism in Eukaryota, Metazoa, Chordata, Actinopteri, Clupeiformes, Engraulidae. The coding region runs from base 1 to 861 and encodes 286 amino acids. Gene Ontology annotation, molecular function: zinc ion binding; ubiquitin protein ligase activity. Gene Ontology annotation, biological process: protein ubiquitination. The record is from RefSeq and is a predicted model, not a curated record. The transcript has 6 exons.